UCGCACUUGGAGGCCGACAUAACAGUAGAUCUCUAUUUUACAAGGGAAGAACACUAAUCCCGAGUUCCCAACGACCUGGUUUUUGCUAUGGUGUUGGUCCACUUGGUGCCUGUCAUUUUCACGCAUCAGUCACUGCAUUAAUUUUAUCAACAUGUGAGCAGGAAUCUGAAAGCCAUGAUCAGCUGAGCAAGUGAAAGUGAAUUUGUAUAAAUAUUAGAAUCCAACUUAUUUUAUUAUUAUUAUUCUUCUCAUUCAAUUCAAGGGCAUGAAUCAGGAAAAAAUAGCAGAGCAUUUUCAAUAAAUAGAGAGGGUUGGCACUGCCCAUGGUAACAUAAAGUCUAAAUAGAACUGGUAGUUGAGGGCUUGUGUCUUUGGCUUUCUCAGGAAGGGUAGAUGGAUGGACUCAAUAUACUGACAAUUCAAAUUUAAUCCUAUAUUUUAUAAUACUCUUGACCCCUCCUUGUUGAGCAAUCACCAUUACUCCCUAGCUUUUUCUCUGUCUGUCUCUUCUCACUGUGGCAAAUGGCUCCCAAGAAGGAUGGAGUGAGUAAAAGGGUUAUGAACAAAGGUGCAUGGACAGCUGAGGAAGAUACAAAAUUGGCUGAAUAUAUUGAGAUUCAUGGUGCAAAGAGAUGGAAAACAAUCGCAAUUAAAUCAGGUUUGAAUCGCUGCGGCAAAAGUUGUAGAUUGAGAUGGUUGAACUACUUGAGACCUAACAUCAAGAGAGGCAACAUAUCAAGUGAAGAAGAAGACUUAAUUCUUAGGCUUCACAAACUGCUCGGGAACAGAUGGUCUUUGAUUGCUGGAAGACUUCCAGGGCGAACAGACAAUGAAAUCAAGAACUACUGGAAUUCACAUUUGAGCAAGAAAAUAAACCAGAAGGAACGAAAAACAGAACAAACUGUGCCCCAGAAGACUUGGGAAACAGUCCAGAUAGAAGAAGAGGUAGCCAGAGGAAGUGAUGACAACUUUGAACUUAGCUUUGAUGAAAACGAGUUCUUUGACUUUUCAACUCAAGGUUGCUUUGGGUUGGAAUGGGUGAAUAAAUUUCUUCAACUUGAUGAUCAUGACGAUCCAUAGCAAUUAUUUAAGUUUGUAAUAAGCCUGUUUCCUCUGACAAAUAAAUAAAGAGAUGUUUGAAUCAAAAUUGCUCUAAUUUGCUGCAUAUUCUUGGCUGUAGCCAAAUGUUUGUCGGAUGCGUUGCUCGGUAACAUUCAUGGGUUGCCAGCAGAAAUUUGAGGCCAAGGUUCCGAUGGGUCAACGUCAAAGUUAUCCAAAAAACGAAUAGUCGAGGUCAGUUAGCGUUAGAUACUUAGAUUCUAUUCACUGUGUACGAAAUCCAGUUUCCUAUUUGACAGCCAACAGCUCAAGGCUGUUGAUCUCAUUUCCAUAUGGUCGGCCGACACUCUCUAAUUAUGUGAAAAUGCAGUAUAUUCAAAGAAGA
Molecule: messenger RNA, 1444 nt
Organism: Durio zibethinus
Lineage: Eukaryota; Viridiplantae; Streptophyta; Magnoliopsida; Malvales; Malvaceae
Product: transcription factor MYB114-like
Biological process (GO): regulation of DNA-templated transcription; cell differentiation
Cellular component (GO): nucleus
Molecular function (GO): transcription cis-regulatory region binding
Source: RefSeq, a predicted model, not a curated record